AUGGUGAGAAGGACACUUGUCCUGCUGUCCCUGCUCCUCCUUCUGGGUCCUGCAGUUCCCCAGGAAACCCAAGGUCAUUACACUCUGACCUAUCUCUACACUGGGAUAUCCAGGCCCAAUGAAGGCCUCUUCAAGCUGCAGGGCACCGUCUUCCUCAACGACCAAGCCUUCUUCCGCUACGACAGUGAAGUUGGGAAGGCUGAGCCCCUGGGACCAUGGAGACAUGUGGAAGGAAUGAAGGACUGGGGGAAGGAAACCCAGCUUCAGAAGGUCAGGCAGAACAUCUUCCUGGAGACCCUGCAAGACAUCAUGAGUUAUUACAACCACAGUAACGGUCAGUGA
Molecule: messenger RNA, 342 nt
Organism: Carlito syrichta (Philippine tarsier)
Lineage: Eukaryota; Metazoa; Chordata; Mammalia; Primates; Tarsiidae
Gene: AZGP1
Product: alpha-2-glycoprotein 1, zinc-binding
Exons: 2
Coding region: 1-342 (113 amino acids)
Biological process (GO): immune response
Cellular component (GO): external side of plasma membrane
Source: RefSeq, a predicted model, not a curated record